Messenger RNA from Bipolaris oryzae ATCC 44560, 843 nucleotides. RefSeq lists its product as uncharacterized. Gene Ontology annotation, molecular function: protein binding. The record is from RefSeq and is a predicted model, not a curated record. The transcript is spliced from 2 exons. Bases 1 to 843 code for a protein of 280 amino acids. NCBI's taxonomy places the organism in Eukaryota, Fungi, Ascomycota, Dothideomycetes, Pleosporales, Pleosporaceae.
AUGGCCCCUGAGCACAGCGACAAGGACGAGGCGCCCAAGUCUCCGCCAGCUGCUGCUGCUACCACGCCGUCCCGUCACGGCCGCUCCAGCACCCCAGAGGCUGCCAACGUGGUCGCAUCCAACCGUGACGGAAGCUACGCGCCAGGCGCUGAGGCUCCGCUUCCCUAUGACGACAGCGCGCCUCCGCUCCCAGACGAGCCCAUUCCUGAUGCUGAAGACGAUGGCUGGGAGAGCAAGUGGGACUACAACGCCGGCGCCUGGUACUUUUACAAUCGCAAGACGGGUGUCUCGCAGUGGGAAAACCCCCGCGUACCAGAGGCUACCACGUAUACAUAUGGCUCGUACGACAGAAACCAUGCCAGCAGCUCAUCCGCCAUAGCCUCAACCGCUGGCGCGCCUGGAACUAGUUCUCCUCCUCGGCGCAAGUGGGGUGGAUACAAUCCCGCAAUUCAUGGCAGCUACGAUCCUAACGCAGACUACGCCAGGGAAGCCACCAAGGAAGAGGAGGAGGCAGAGGCGGCUGCUGCUGCCGCUGCCGCUGCCACCCUCAACGCACCAUACGGAGCGGGACAUGACUACUCAGCUACCGCUCAAUUUAACCGCUUUACUGGCAAGUUCCAACAAGCUGGCCAAGGACCGGAGCUUCACAACGACGAGAAUAAAAGCAAAAGGCAAAUGUAUGCCUUCUUCGACGUAGAUGCCGCUGCAAACAGCCACGACGGCCGCAGUCUCAAGGCAGAGCGCCGCGCAAAAACUCUCUCCAAGAAGCAACUCAAGGAAUACAACGAGAGGCGCAAGGAGAAGAAAGAAGAGAAGCGCAAAGCCUGGCUCCGCUCCGACUGA